Molecule: messenger RNA, 1160 nt
Organism: Drosophila eugracilis
Lineage: Eukaryota; Metazoa; Arthropoda; Insecta; Diptera; Drosophilidae
Gene: Aos1
Product: SUMO-activating enzyme subunit 1
Exons: 3
Coding region: 114-1127 (337 amino acids)
Biological process (GO): protein sumoylation
Cellular component (GO): cytoplasm; SUMO activating enzyme complex
Molecular function (GO): SUMO activating enzyme activity
Source: RefSeq, a predicted model, not a curated record
CUGUCAUUAUUGUGUUAUAAAAAGGCGUUAGUAAUUUUUGUCAGCGUCCCUUAAUGCAAAAAAAAAUUUGAUUAAAAAAAUCAAAAAUAUUAAAAACAAUUUUUUUAUUAAUUAUGGGCGUGGAAAUGGAUACCAACGAGACGGGUGUGGAACUCACGGAGGCGGAGAACGAGCUGUAUGACAGACAAAUCCGUCUCUGGGGUCUAGAAUCCCAAAAGCGCCUUCGCACGGCAAAGAUUCUCAUCGUCGGGCUAUGUGGACUGGGUGCUGAAAUAACAAAAAACAUUAUUCUGUCCGGAGUUAAUUCUGUUACACUGUUGGAUGAUAAGCUCGUCACAGAGGAGGACUUUUGCUCGCAGUUUCUAGCCGCACGUGAGUCCUUGAACACUAACCGCGCGGAGGCCUCUUUGACUCGCGCACGUGCGCUUAAUCCUAUGGUGGACAUCUCUGCUGACAGUGAGCCUUUAAAUAAGAAGACCCUUGAGUUCUUCGCUAAGUUUGACGUGGUGGUGGUGAAUGGCCAGACCAACGAGGAACUGCUGCGCAUCGACACUAUUUGCCGGGAUCUUGGCGUCAAGUUCAUAGCCACUGAUGUCUGGGGCACGUUUGGAUUCUACUUUGCCAGUCUCCGCAAGCACAGCUACGUCGAGGAUGUAAUUAAACACAAGAUCGUAUCCAACUCUGAUAAGAAAAAGAAAUAUGAAACCGUAUCCAUUCCAACUCAGCGCGUGAUCGAUUAUCCCGGCUAUUCUGCAUGGCUUGAUUUCGACAUUACAGCUCCCAGUUAUUCGCGCAAACUGAAACGCAAUGGUCCGGGCAUUUUGCUUCUGAGUGUUCUUCAAAGGUUCCGCACUACGUACCAACGAGAUCCAAGCUAUAAAACCCGUGAGGCGGACCUGGAACUGCUUCGCGGGAUUCGCGACGAACUGUUGCCGAACUCCGCUCUAGGAGACGACGCCUUGGGGCUGAUCUUUUCCCAGAUUUCUCCAGCUGUGGCUAUAGUUGGUGGCGUUGUGGCCCAAGAGGUCAUCAAAGUAGUUACAAAAAUGGAAGCACCGCAUCGUAAUCUCUUCGUUUUCGACCCUGAGACUUGUGCAGGGUACUUUGAGACCGUUGAAGCCAAGUAAAAUGCUUCUAUUAAAAAUCUGAAUUUCAAAUAA